UGUGUGAUUUCUUAUUCAAUUAUGGAUUUGUUUUUGAAAAUAGACUGCUUGCAUGUGUCCACCUUCACCACUCAUCCGUUGUGUUUCAUCUUUUUCUCCAAGCCUGUUGCCAGUCCCUGAAGUGGACUUGCUUUCAGACAUUUCAGAGGAAGACCCUUUUGGGGAGGCUGACCAGGUCACACUAGACAGUUUAGAGCUCCUUUCCACAGGUGAAACAUCAGAGCAGGGGGACCCUGAGGUUACCACACUGGAUUCUGUCUUGGAUCCUGUUGUAGUCCCUGCUCAGUCUGAUUGUCCUCCAUUGCACGAGAAGACUCUUAAAGCAGGUGACCAAGGGAAUUCUGAGUUUGGUUACUUCUCCUUCAGCUUCUCCAAAUGUUUUCCCUCUGGUUUCCCCUCCCUUCUUGAUGAAGAUGGAUAUCUUGCUUUCCCCAGCCUCCCUAAGCUCUGGGUUUCCUUCCUCCCUCCUGAUGUUCAGCACUAUGUUCCUAUCACUUCUCCUUCAUUCAUUCCUUCCCUUAUCCUCAUCUUUGGGCUGUUGCUCUCUGCUUCUCAGUCUGUUCCUUUUUCUCUCACCUUUUCGCUUCCUCUGGCUCUAGCCCUCUGCUAUCUGGAGGCCAAAGCUACCUCCUUGAAUGCUUCUUAUGACCUUGAUUUGAAUGAUAAAAUAGAGGAAGAGGAAGCAGUUGCUGGAACUUCGCCAUAAGCUUCAUUUUGUGAAGUCAACAAACCACACUUCAUCUUAAACACCUCCUAAUAUAGAGUGUAAACAUGUGCAUAAAUUUCAGAUUACCCUCAAAAUAAUAUCACCUGCACAUUUUCAUACAUACAGUGUUUUAGUGCAUGAGAGAUAAGUGUAGGCACUCCUGCGUUGAUAUUCUUUGACCAGGUCCCACAAAUUUUAA
Messenger RNA from Urocitellus parryii (Arctic ground squirrel), 905 nucleotides. The record is from RefSeq and is a predicted model, not a curated record. NCBI's taxonomy places the organism in Eukaryota, Metazoa, Chordata, Mammalia, Rodentia, Sciuridae.